UUCUUGUGUUUUCUACUCAAAUGAAUAUGUGCUCAAAUACCAAAACUAUUCAAAAUUGAACUAGAACCAUUUGUCUUCUCGCCUAGAACCGUUGAUGUAUUGGCACACGCACCUUUCCUUAACAAGCGUGGCACCCUUUUUUGAUCUUUUAUUUUCCUUACCCGUUGGUAAAAUUGCCAUCCUUAGGUGCGGCACAGCUAAUGUCAUUUUUGUCACAGUAAAUCGGAGUUUUAUUGCAGAUAAAAAACGGUGCCUGUAUAUUUAGAGAUAACAAGCCAUUCUCACACAGGCACUCAUGUCAAACACAUAAGCACCGUUUUAAUCUAUGCCUAGAACCAUUUGUAAAACACACAUGCACCCUUUUAAUCUAUGCCUAGAACCAUUUGUAAAACACACAUGCACCCUUUUAAUCUAUGCCUAGAACCAUUUGUCAAACACACAGGCACUCAUGCCGAAAAUGAUUUUUGUUGAAUAUUUUGCAUCAUGGUUUUUAUAUUUUUAUUAAGAAUAGUGAAAACUAAUACAUGUGGACAAAUAUUAUUCUAGCUAGAAGGGAAUACUAGCAGAUGAGACCUUAAUUGGCUAUUGACUGAAAAACAUUUAUGAUAGCAGCUAGCCUCUCCCUUCUGUUUUUAUUUUUAAAUUCUUCCUUAGUUUAAUUACUUCUCACUCACAGUCGGUAUGAACAAUCGAUUUAGUUAGCAGUGGUGGACGUUUAGUCUGAAUGCGUUAUUGGAGGGAUAUUAACCUAAAAGUAAUGGGUACAUAUAAUCUUAUUUAGGUCAUUUAAUCUGAAUAUAAAUCAAUGUUAUUUGUAGGACUACCAACCAUGUCGAGAGUAUAUAUACUUAUUACUGCUUGUAUGAUUAUUUUGUCUGAGGCCAAGUCCUAAUUUAGUAGGGAGAAAAUAUGUUCUUGUAUGGGUUGGCACAUGUGAUUUUGGAGAGUCACAUUUGUGCAUCUAAUCAUAGAUGUGCGGAAUAUGACCAAUUUAAUAGUUAACUCUUAUAGAAUGUUUGUCACUUCUGACUGGCCAUAUGCCUUUGUCUGGUAUUAAUUGCUGAAGAGAGUGCUGAUACUCAAAGUAAAGACACGACCAAUGAUUAUGUCUAUGUUUCCAGGAGUUCUUAUGUACAAAGUAAAAAAAUUAUAAUUGUUCUCAAGUGAAAACAGAGCCAGCAACAACAGUCUUUUGGAUCGGAGGCGAGGGAAGUAUGGACAAUGUGGCUUAUGUGGACAAUCCUCCGGAUCCAUUCAACUUUUUCUUCAAUAGAAGCUUCAAGUUUGGAGGGCCGAAUUUCUAAUGAGGAGGGAACAGAACUGCUGCGUUUAGCUCCAAGUUUCCUGCAUUAUGAACGACGAGAAUGGCCUAAUGUAAGAACUUUGGUUCUUGCGUUGGUAUCUGUUCAGAAGGAUGUCAAGUCUCCAUCUUACAAUCUGAUGGAUAAACCCCAUGAUGGUGCAUUUACCUUUUGGUCGAUCCAUCUUUCACCUCUGCACCAGAAAGGACCUUACUGCAAUAUGUGGAAUUCUAGAGUCAACUGGCUAGAGAUGAUGAGGGAACUGCAAAUGAGGGUGGUUCUAAGAUCCGUGAAGCUUAUCUCAUAUUCCAGGACUUUUUUGCGGAUGCUGAAACUGUAUUCGCGGCUCAACACCUGCAUCCCAUGGAUUUGCCUUCUCUGAACUUGUAUUCAAUGCACCGGACAGAAAUAAACUGAGCACCGUUUCACCUUCAGAGUAGGCACGGCUAAAUUUGAUGGGCUUUUUUCUUUGCUUCUCUAAUGUUAGUGAUUAGUGGAGCAUAGAUGAAGUGAAUAUAGUGUUGUUCUUGAUUGGUUUUCUCAUAAAUGUGGAGCAUGUGCAAUUUUAUGGCACUGAUUUGGUUUAUGGCACCGUCGGGGAAUGAACUGAGCACGGUUUGUGAUUCA
Messenger RNA from Lolium perenne, 1928 nucleotides. Its product is annotated as probable serine/threonine-protein kinase BSK3. Gene Ontology annotation, molecular function: protein kinase activity. Gene Ontology annotation, biological process: brassinosteroid mediated signaling pathway. The record is from RefSeq and is a predicted model, not a curated record. NCBI's taxonomy places the organism in Eukaryota, Viridiplantae, Streptophyta, Magnoliopsida, Poales, Poaceae.